GGUGUCUGUUUUGGGCGGCGAGAGCGGCUGGAAGGGAGGCAGGGCAGCGGCAGGAGGCAGGAGCGCGGCGAGCGCAGCGGGCAGAGAAUGGCGGUGAGGCGGCGGCAGAGGCUUGGGCCGGGCGGCGGGCGAGCGCUGCUGGGCGCGCUGCUGCUGCUGCUGUGCGUGUGGUGCCGGGCGGCGGCCGAGCGGGUCCGCUACGCCAUCGCCGAGGAGCUGGGCAGAGGCUCGCUCGUGGGGCCGCUGGCGCGGGACCUGGGGCUCAGCGCGGACGAGCUGCCGGCGCGCAAGUUGCAGGUGGCGUCUGGCGGCAAGAAGCAUCUGAAAUACUUCAGGGUGAAUGAGGAGAACGGGAACCUGUACGUGAACGAGAGGCUGGACCGGGAGGAGAUGUGCGGCGAGUCGGCGACCUGCUCUGUCAGCUUCGAGGUGCUGGUGCACAACCCGCUGAACGUUUUCCACGUCGAGGUGGCGAUCGAGGAUCUGAAUGACCACUCCCCAGUCUUCAGCAAGUCUGUUCUGGACCUCGAGAUCGGUGAAUGGACGCUUCCCGGUUCUCGUUUUCCUCUGGAAAAUGCCCGAGACGCUGAUAUGGGAACCAACUCGUUGCUGACUUACCAGCUCACCAGCAACCCUUCUUUCUCACUAUCCAUGAAGGAAAAGCCGGGUGGAAAAAAGCAGCCGGAAUUAGUCCUGGAGAGAGUUUUGGACCGAGAGAAGCAGAAUUCCUUUGAGCUGGUGCUGAUGGCGUUGGACGGUGGGGACCCUGCCAGGUCCGGGACUGUCCAGGUUCGCAUCAACGUGACAGACGCCAACGACAACCCACCCGUGUUCAGCAAAACUCUCUACGAGGCGAGAGUAUCCGAGAAUCUGCCAGCGGGGUCUCAAGUGCUGCGGGUGGUGGCCACAGAUGCAGAUGCAGGCUCCAAUGGGCGGGUGUCCUACUCCUUUGGCAACGUCCCGGACACCGUCAGAGCGUUGUUCGCUAUAGACAGCGAAAGCGGCGAGAUAAUGACGUCCGGACCCCUCGAUUUCGAGGAGAAGAGUAAAUACAUAUUCGGACUGGAGGCGACGGACGGAGGCGGGCUCACCGAUCACUGUGAAGUACAGAUCGAUAUCACGGACGAGAACGACAACGCGCCAGAGAUCACCAUUCUGUCGCUGUCGAGCCCAGUGCCUGAAGACUCCCUAGUCGGCACCGUGGUGGCCGUGCUGAAUGUAAACGACCCGGACUCCGGCGAGAACGGUCAGGUGUCGUGCGAGCUGUCGGGAGAGGCGCCGCUGUCGAUCGUGGCGUCGUCGGGCGGCUCGUACAAGGUGGUGACAUCGGGCGCGCUGGACCGCGAGCAGGCGUCGGAGCACCGCGUGACGGUGGUGGCCCGGGACCGGGGCAGGCCGGCGCUGCGGAGCAGCCGGGAGCUGGUGCUGGAGGUGUCGGACGUGAACGACAACGCGCCGGUGUUCGAGGAGGCGGCGUACAGCGCGUACGUGGCGGAGAACAACGCGGCGGGCGCGCUGGUGCUGCGCGUGCAGGCGCGGGACGCGGACGCGGGCGCCAACGGGCGCGUGAGCUACUGGCUGGCGGGCGGCAGCGCGGGCGCGGCGGGCGCGGCGCCGCUGGUGUCGGUGGAGGCGCGGAGCGGCGCGCUGUACGCGCAGCGCUCCUUGGACUACGAGCAGUGCCGCGAGUUCACGGUGGCCGUGCGGGCGCAGGACGGCGGCUCGCCGGCGCGCAGCUCCACGGCCACGGUGCGCGUCUUCGUGCUGGACCGCAACGACAACGCGCCCAGGGUGCUCUGGCCCGCGGCGGCGGGAGAGGCUGCGGGAGGGGCGGCGGCGGCGCCUUUCGAGGUGGUUCCGCGCUCGGCCGAGGCCGGCUACCUGGUGGCCAAGGUGGUGGCGGUGGACGCGGACGCGGGGCGCAACGCGUGGCUGUCGUACGCGCUGGUGCAGGCGUCGGAGCCGGCGCUGUUCCGCGUGGGGCUGCACAGCGGCGAGGUGCGCACGGCGCGCGCCGUGGGCGAGCGGGACGCGGCCAAGCAGCGGCUGGUGGCCGUGGUGAAGGACCACGGGCAGCCGGCGCUGUCGGCCACGGCCACGCUGCACGUGGUGCUGGCCGAGAGCUUGCAGGAGGCGCUGCCGGAGCUGAGCGAGCGGCCGGCGGGCGCCGAGGCGGCGGCGGCGGCGGCCGAGCUGCAGUUCUACCUGGUGCUGGCGCUGGCGCUGCUCUCGGCGCUCUUGGUGCUGAGCGUGGCGCUGGCCGUGGUGGCGCGGCUGCGCCGGGCCGGGCCGCCCGCCGUGCUGCGCUGCCUGGGCGCGCAGCGCUUCUCGCUGGCCGGCGCCGCCUUCCCGGCCGACUUCUGCGAGGGCACCUUGCCCUACUCCUACAACCUGUGCGUGCCGCCGCCCGCCCGCGCCGUGCCCGAGGCCGCUUGGCCGCCGCCGCCGCCGGUGCCCAUCCUGUCGGCGGAGAAACUUCUGGGCGGCGAUUCUGUCGGGAAGCCGAGCCCGGGCAGUACCGCCGUGACGGGAGAGCCGCCGGCUGAGUGCAGAAAUGACAGCUUUACAGAGCUGGCAGGAAAGUUUCGGUGGCGAAUGUCCCCUCACCGCGAGCUGUCCGUGGGCGAGGCUGGGCGGGCAGCGCUGGGCAGCGCUCGGUGCCUGCAGUGCCGGGAGGAGGCUGCGGGCGCCGCUGUUGACCGAGAGGAGCGAGAGGAAGCUCGGAGCGCUGCCGGCAGCCCCGCCCGCUGCGGAUCGGCUCACUCGGUCGCUCGCUUGGUAUCAGGCUCGGCGCCGGGCGGUCUGCGAGCGUCCCUGCGGUGCGGAGCCGUUCUGCAAGGAGGCAGAAAAGCCGGCGAGAGCACCAGGGAGCGGCGAGUCGGAGAAUGA
Messenger RNA from Melozone crissalis (California towhee), 2889 nucleotides. Its product is annotated as protocadherin gamma-B5-like. Gene Ontology annotation, molecular function: calcium ion binding. The transcript has 2 exons. Gene Ontology annotation, cellular component: plasma membrane. The record is from RefSeq and is a predicted model, not a curated record. The annotation marks the transcript as partial. Gene Ontology annotation, biological process: homophilic cell-cell adhesion. Lineage: Eukaryota; Metazoa; Chordata; Aves; Passeriformes; Passerellidae.